Callithrix jacchus (white-tufted-ear marmoset) is the source of this 2402-nucleotide messenger RNA. RefSeq names its product transmembrane and ubiquitin like domain containing 2 (gene TMUB2). Gene Ontology annotation, biological process: ERAD pathway. The record is from RefSeq and is a predicted model, not a curated record. Gene Ontology annotation, molecular function: protein binding. NCBI's taxonomy places the organism in Eukaryota, Metazoa, Chordata, Mammalia, Primates, Cebidae.
CUGGUCCAAUCCACCUUUAAUUUCCCAUGACUCCCCGCGUCCUCAAGCCCCGCCCCCAGUUCCCCAGCCCCGCCCCGAAGUUUGAGGGGUGUGGACGGUUUGUGACCCCCUUAUCCGACGCUACCCCUCACCGGCAGGGAGAGCUGGGCUUGGCACGGCGGCUGGGACCAGGCAGCCCUUCAGUUCGGGUGGGCUUAUGGACCCCAGUCCAACGCCGCUGGAAUAGGACCAUCCAAACGCGGAACUUUCGCCUCAGAAAAAGCAGGGUGCGGGACCCCUCCUCACCGCGCGGUCUGAGUACGGUCAGGGUAGAUCAUAGGCUGAGGACAGAGUAAAGUCCUCUGAGGCCGGACACCUGGGGUCCUGUCGGGCCCCUCCCCACGAGAGUUUCCUGUGUCUGUGCCAGUCGUUUUCAUCGUUCUUCGCCGCAGUUUCCUCUUCUGUAAAUCAUGGUUAAUGACAUUAACCUUCUUACCAUCAGGGGUUAGUUGUGGGUGUGAUAAAUAAUUGCUACCAUUUAUUGAGCAAUUGCAAUUUGCAAUGUGCCAGGCACUGUGCUAAGUAUUUUGCUUCGUUGAUUUCACGUCAUCUUCAAAACAACCUCAUGAGCGUGGACCCUGUCAGCAGCCAGGCCAUGGAGCUCUCUGAUGUCACCCUCAUUGAGGGCGUGGGUAAUGAGGUGAUGGUGGUGGCAGGUGUGGUGGUGCUGAUUCUAGCCUUGGUCCUAGCUUGGCUCUCUACCUACGUAGCAGACAGCGGUAGCAACCAGCUACUGGGCGCUAUUGUGUCAGCAGGCGACACGUCUGUCCUCCACCUGGGGCAUGUGGACCACCUGGUGGCAGGCCAAGGCAACCCUGAGCCAACUGAACUCCCCCAUCCAUCAGAGGGUAAUGACGAGAAGGCUGAAGAGGCUGGCGAAGGUGGGGGAGACUCCACAGGGGAAGCUGGAGCUGGGGGUGGUAUUGAGCCCAGCCUUGAGCAUCUCCUUGACAUCCAAGGCCUGCCCAAAAGACAAGCAGGUGCAGACAGCAGCAGUCCAGAGGCCCCCCUGAGGUCUGAGGAUAGGACCUGCCUCCCUCCCAGCCCCGGCCUCAUCACUGUGCGGCUCAAAUUCCUCAAUGAUACCGAGGAGCUGGCUGUGGCUAAGCCAGAGGAUACUGUGGGUGCCCUGAAGAGCAAAUACUUCCCUGGACAAGAAAGCCAGAUGAAACUGAUCUACCAGGGCCGCCUGCUACAGGACCCAGCCCGUACACUGCGUUCUUUGAACAUUACCGACAACUGUGUGAUUCACUGCCACCGUUCACCCCCAGGGUCAGCUGUUGCAGGCCCCUCAGCUUCCUUGGCCUCCUCGGCCACUGAGCCACCCAGCCUCGGUGUCAAUGUGGGCAGCCUCAUGGUGCCUGUGUUUGUGGUGCUGUUGGGUGUGGUCUGGUACUUCCGAAUCAAUUACCGCCAGUUCUUCACAGCACCUGCCACUGUCUCCCUGGUGGGAGUCACGGUCUUCUUCAGCUUCCUAGUAUUUGGGAUGUAUGGACGAUAAGGACGUAGGGAGAAAAUGAAAGGCAUGGUCUUCCUCCUUUAUGGCCUCCCCCUUUUCUGGCCAGAGCUGGGCCCAAGGGCCUGGGAGGGAGGGGUGGAAAGGAUGCGAUGGAAAUCCCCUCCAGAGGACACAGGAGGCAGGUACAGGGCCUCCUCCUCUUGUCCAUGGGAGUACAGACAUCCCCUCUGUGCAAGCACAACUCAGGUAGAAAUGAGGAUGUCAUCUUCUCACUUUUAGGGUCCUCCUGAAGAAGUUCAGGGCUGAUGGCCAAGUUCAGUGGGGAGCCUGGGCUCUGAGGAUUCCCUCCCACCUGUGGUCCUAGCUCUUCCCAAUGUCCUGCAUGUCUGCCCCCCAGCACCCGGGCUGCCUGCCAGGGCAGCUCAGCAUGGCCCCGGCAUACCACUGUAGGGAGCCUGGAGUAUCCUUCCAUUUCUCAGCCAAGUAUCAGUCUUUCGAGACUGAAGUCACACAGGCGGGAAUGUAGAUCCUGCACGCCUUCUCUAUGGGCACCUGGCUGCUUUCACUUUCUCCCUCUAUCCCUUAGCAGGAAUAGGGUGUCCUCCCUUCUUUCAAAGCACUUUGCCUGCAUUUUGUUUUCUUUUUAGAGUCCUUCAUAGAGCUCAGUCAGGAAGGGGAUGGGGCACCAAGCCAAGCCCCCAGCAUUGGGAGCAGCCAGGCCACAGCUGCUGCUCCCAUAGGCCUCGGGCUGCAAGCAGGAGACAGCACUGGCCCUUGGCCAGCGUCCUACCCUGCCUGACUCCAAGGAUUAGCUCUGAGUAUGGAUCACUGGCCCUUAGACUCUUACUUCUGGGGCUGUUGGAUGGAGGGUCAGUGUCUGACUGAAUAAAGUUCCAUUUUGUGA